AUGAAACCGAUUCCUCCAUCUGGUAUAACCCAACCUGAGGACAGGCUGCAGGGACAUCUCCUGCACUUCCUCUCCUGCCUCCUCUUCAGCCUGCUGUUGGGCUCUCUCCUCCUCCUGGGUCUCCGCUUCUCCCUCCAGUACAGCCUGUUGGUCUGCGGAGUCAUCUCAGGCUGCACCGUCCUGCUCCUGACCUCGUCGCUCUUCGUCUCCCAGCGUGUGCGCUGCUUCGCGCUCCUCUUCCUCAUCUCCUGCGCCCUUCAGCAGGGCCGCAACCUCCUCCUGGCGGCCGGCAUGAGCAUGGUGCUCCUGUGGAACGUCAGCAACACCUUCCAGAACCUCCACCGCGUGGCCCAGAGCAUCGUGUGCAACCUCGAGAACCAGGUGCACCUUCAGGACGCGCCCUCCUCGCCCUUGCAGACCCAAGUGAACAUGAUCCGGGAGACGUGCAAGAGAAUGAAAAAUUUCCUUGAAUUUGUUGUCGUUUCAUUCAAAGUGGACAUUAGAGUGUCCGGUCACGCUGAGUCAGAGGCGGCUCAGGAGAAGCUCCAGGAGGCCACACAGAUGCUGAACGCCACGGCAGAGAAGGCAGAGGCCAUCUACGACACGGUGAGCACCAUCAGAAACAGGGUGGCACCGGGUAUCGGUGUCCUCAUCCUGGCCUUGAUGGCCAUCCUGUUUCUCAAGAUGCACAGACAAAACAAGAGGUACCUGAACUCCUACAUCACCCCUGAGUUUGUGCGUUACGACGAGCAACAGAGGGCAGAGGGAAGGCCACACGUCCUGCCACUGACCAAGAAGGAGGCCAAGCGUUACCCAUCCAUCCCCUCCGCUAGGCCGACGCUCAGUGACGGGAUGAGUGUCCUGAUAUUCUUCAUCCCGGUGGUCGUCCACCUUCUCACCUGGUCUGCACUCAUUGGCCUGGACACCCUGCUCUACUGGAUCAUCCAGACGGUCAACAGGCACAUGAGACAGUUCAGGCCCAUUGAUGUCCCACUGAGGGUAACUCUGAAUGGGUCUCCAAAGACCUUCUCCUACUCCAUUGAGAUGUUCAAGAAAGAGUGCCUGACCCAGCCCACCAUCCUCCUCUCUCAGUCGCUAGCUCCGCUGUCUGUCAUCCUGGUUGUCCUGGCAAUCAUGGGCCUGCUCUCCCCCAAGUUCCUCCAAGCCAAGAUACUGCUGAUCGAGAGAUUCUAUGGUGACUCCUCAGCAGAUAGGGUCCAACACCUGCAUGCUAAGAUUGUUCGCAAGAGGUCCAAAAAGAAACUGAAAGCCCUCAAAAGUACUCUUGUGAGCUAUGCAACGAAUAAACAGAAAUGGCUCCACACCGUGUGA
This is a messenger RNA of Alosa alosa (allis shad), 1332 nucleotides long. RefSeq names its product dendritic cell-specific transmembrane protein-like. The coding region runs from base 1 to 1332 and encodes 443 amino acids. The transcript has 4 exons. The record is from RefSeq and is a predicted model, not a curated record. Gene Ontology annotation, cellular component: membrane. NCBI's taxonomy places the organism in Eukaryota, Metazoa, Chordata, Actinopteri, Clupeiformes, Clupeidae.